Linum trigynum is the source of this 5445-nucleotide messenger RNA. NCBI's taxonomy places the organism in Eukaryota, Viridiplantae, Streptophyta, Magnoliopsida, Malpighiales, Linaceae. The record is from the annotation of a GenBank genome assembly.
GAACGACGUUUGGACGCGGCAGAAGUAGCAGCUUCCCACUCCAACACUCCUUCCCCUUCCCUCCAUCUUUCUUACUCUACAGACAGCAGAUAGAGAGAGAGAGGGGCAAGAAACCGACGCCACGACUUUCUUCCUCCUGUAAUUUUCUGCUCUCCCUCUCAUUCUCAUUUUUGUUUCUCCCAACAUUCCCAUUCUCAAGUUCGUUCUUCGUUCUUUUUUCUUCUUUGUGUGUUUCUUUUUUGGGCCAUUGAGAAGGAAAUCCCUGCUUCACUGUUCCAUAGCUACUUUCUCUUCUCUUUUGCUCGCAGUUUCCCGCUUUGCCUCACUUUAUUCCUAGUUUUUGGGGAGUUUUGUUCCUUGAUUUCGACUUCAUUCCUAGCGUAAAGUAAUGGGUUCCUCAUGAUUUUGCCUGUGAACCCAUUCAAUCCCCGGAUCAGUUGAUCGUAAGGACGAAAACCCAGUUGCAGGUUUGCUUGUUCUUCUUUUGAAUGAUUCGAGACUUCGGAAAUUGGUGGAAAAUGAAAGAUGGGUUGGGCUUUGAUUCCACUGUUUUGUUUUCUUCUACCGUCUCUCCCAUGAUUUUUCUGAGCCAGUAGACAGGGGUUUUUUUUUGUUGUUUACCGAGAGGAACAAAAAUGGUAGUUUUUAAAUGUUUGCAUAACGGGAUCCCUUUUAAUGGCAACGGUUAUCAGAUUAACAUGAAACUCGGGGGAAGGAAACAUAACCUACCACUUGCAUUGUUCAAUUUCCCAAAGCCAGGGAUUUCAUUUUCGUCCUAGAUUUGCAGAAAGGAUCAUUUAUGUCUUUGGCAAUUUUUUCCAGAUCAGGGCAGCAGAGCAAGUGAGGAGGGGGGAAAUGGCGUCGUAAUUUAAACCACCGGAUCAAUCUACUUCCCCUCCAUUACCUUAUCGGAAGCUGCCUUCACAACUUUGUGAACUGCGUUCACUCAACUUUACUCCUGGCAUUGAAAAUGACUCGGAGUUUGUAGGUACACUUACCAUUUCCCUGUCUCUAUCUUCCUCUUUUGAUGGUUCUUUGUUAGAGAGAAGAGUUGGGAAUGGGGACCAUGAAUGCCAGCAGCAAAAGAUCCAAAAACUUCGCUUUUAAACUCUCCCAGUUGGGGGAAGAGUAGCUUCAACAGUUCUUUGGCUUGGUGUUGAAGCAAUUCGUCUGGUUUUUGUGGGUUAUGAUUGGAUUGACAAUGGCAAUUGAUCAAUGUUGAAGGAAUGAGGUUUUUUGGGUUCCUUCACUUUUUUUUUUCACUUAAUUUUCUUUGUGGGCUUGUGUUUCUAUUUAUAAAUAAUCAAAUCUUAGGACUGAAGGUUACGCAAGAGCUUUCAUUCUUAACUACCCUUCCACGAUUGUCUUCCUUUUUCACUUGCUAUUUGCCUUAUUCUUCUUUUCUGGCUUCCUAUUUGGUGCUCACUUUAAUAUAUUUUGCUCUCUUCUUUGCACUUUCACGCUUGGCAGCUGUCAUUAGCCUUCUCUCUUUCUUUUCUUGGUGUUCUAAAGUUGGGUGUAAAUUUGUUAGGUGGUUAGUUAGAGCGACCAAGUAUAGCUUGUUUGAUGGAAACUGUUGAUCAAUAUUCUGCUUCUUUUAUUCCGUCCUCUAAUGUGAGUACUUAACCCUUGGGUUAGUUGGAUAAUGACGGUGAUUAACUUCUUAUUUACAGUCAGUUUGGGUGGUGAAGGAAGGGAGCAAUGAAUUGCAAUGCCUUUAGCGACAAUGCUGCAGCUUUACCUAUAACAACUUAAAACCAUCUUGCUUUGCGGGGAAAGAGUAGCUAAACUGUGAGUGCUUUUGACUCAAGAGACUUACGGUUUGCUAUUUUUAGAACUUUUUUUUUGAUCGAUGGGAUUGAUUUGAUUCAGUGUGGCUAAAAAAAUGGGGUCAAUUGGAGCUGAAAGCUCACCGAAGAUGGAGAAGAUGCAAAUGGCGGCGAGCACACGAGAAGAGAAGAUUCUUGUCUUGGUGAGACUCAGACCUUUGAGUGACAAGGAGAUCAUGGGAGAUGAAGUUUCAGAUUGGGAAUGCAUUAAUGAUACUACUGUCUUGUAUCGGAAUACCCUCCGUGAAGGCUCCACGUUUCCCUCGGCCUACACUUUUGAUAGAGUAUUUCGGGGUGAUUGUACAACGAGGCAAGUGUACGAGGAUGGACCCAGAGAAGUGGCCCUUUCAGUUGUUAGUGGCAUCAAUGCAAGCAUAUUUGCUUAUGGUCAAACAAGCAGUGGAAAGACGUAUACAAUGAAUGGUAUCACUGAGUAUACAGUAGCUGACAUAUUCGACUAUAUAAACAAGCAUGAAGAAAGAGCCUUUGUUCUGAAGUUCUCAGCAAUUGAGAUAUACAACGAGGCUAUCAGAGAUCUCCUAAGCACAGAAAACACUUCACUUAGACUCCUAGAUGAUCCAGAGAAAGGGACUGUGGUAGAGAAAGCCACUGAAGAGACUCUAAGGGACUGGAACCAUCUAAAGGAGCUCCUAUCAGUUUGUGAAACUCAAAGACAGAUAGGGGAGACCUUUUUGAAUGAGAAAAGCUCCAGAUCACAUCAAAUCCUUAGAUUGACAAUUGAAAGUUCUUCUCGUGAGUUCUUAGGCAAAGAAAACUCGACCACCCUUUCAGCCACUGUGAAUUUUGUCGACUUGGCAGGGAGUGAACGUGCAUCUCAGGCAUUGUCUUCUGGGGCAAGAUUAAAGGAAGGAUGCCACAUUAACCGCAGUUUACUGACUUUGAGUACUGUUAUUCGUAAGCUAAGUAAGGGGAGAAAUGGACACAUCAACUACAGAGAUUCAAAACUGACUAGGUUGCUUCAACCAGCUUUAGGUGGCAACGCUAGAACUGCCAUCAUCUGCACAUUGAGCCCAUCAAGGAGUCAUGUGGAGCAAACUAGAAACACGCUACUAUUUGCUUGUUGUGCUAAAGAAGUCACUACGAAAGCACAAGUUAAUGUCGUCAUGUCCGAUAAGGCUUUGGUCAAGCAUCUGCAGAAAGAGUUGGCUAGAUUGGAGAGUGAACUGAGAAGUCCUUCCCCCGCUUCAUCAACUAACGAUCAUACAACGUUACUGAGAAAGAAAGACCUUCAGAUUCAAAAGAUGGAGAAAGAAAUCAGGGAGCUGACUAAGCAACGCGAUCUUGCUGAAUCUCGUAUUCAGGAUUUGCUCCAAAUGAUUGGUCAAGAUCAAAAUUCAAGAAAAACGAGUGAGAUUAGUCAGAAUCCAGACCAACAAGAAAGGCGUAGAUGGGAAGAAGAUGAAUGUUCAGUGUCAGAAUCAUACCCCCCUACUUAUGGCGGCGGUGCAAGAAGAGUAUACGGAACCCGUUUUGAUGGAAACAGCGGGAGCCAUCUACAGGACAGUGGUCUUGAUGAUGAUGAUGAUUCUGAUGCCACUUCUUCACUUGUCCCAUUUGGGAAGAAGAUUGCCAGAUCAAAUUCUCGCCAUAGCCUUGCGAUUAUUGAUGAUGAUGAUGAUGAUGAUGAUGAUGAGUACUGCAAAGAAGUACAGUGUAUUGAAAUGGAGGAGACGAGGCAAAACAAUCCUGAACACCAUCCGUCAUCAAUCUCACAUGGUGGAAGUGAAGGACAAGCUGCAGUCAGGGUAGAGCAGGAAGUACCAACUCAAGGAAUCGGAGAUAGAGAAGCGCAACACUCGCAGAAUAAUGGAUUUACAAACGAAGCAAUGGAACAAAGGCUGCAUCUUGUUAAUGGGUCAAGUUCUAUAAGCACGAAAUUAGGGAGGAGCCGGAGCUCGAAAGAGAACCCCACAAUUGGUGACAGCACGCCUCCCAAUGGGUUGGAGAGGAAGUAUGCUGGGCGACCAGAGAGCGUCAGGAGAAGGUUUCCAUCCAUGUUGUAUGACACCGAUGCUGCAAGACUGACAAGAAGUGAUUCUCAGUCAUCUAUCGAGAGUGCUGCAACAGUUGAGACUCAGGGUGUAGCAACUGCAGAUGAGGAUAUUCCAACAGUUGAAACUUUUGUUGCUGGACUGAAGGAAAUGGCCAAGCAGGAGUAUGAAAAACAGCUUGUCAACCAGACUCUAGGGGAUGAAAAGAAGAAGACUAACGUCAAGGACAUUGGAUUGGAUGCUAUGCUCGAUGAACUAACAACUCCUGAUUCACCACUGAAGUUUGAGAGACAGCAGAGAACUAUUAUCGAACUCUGGCAUACUUGCAAUGUCUCAUUGGUUCACAGGACGUACUUCUUCUUGCUCUUUAAAGGCGAUCCACUGGAUUCGAUAUAUCUCGAGGUGGAGCUACGGAGGCUCUCCUUCCUUAAGGAAACAUUUUCUCAUGCAAACCAUACGGGAGGCCAUACUCUCACACUGGCCUCAAGCAUAAAGGCGCUUCAUAGAGAGAGAGUGAUGCUGAGCAAGCUGAUGCAGAGGAGGUUGCCUGGAGACGAAAGGAACAGGCUAUAUCAGAAAUGGGGUAUUGGGUUGAACUCAAAGCGAAGAAAGCUUCAGUUGGUCAACCGACUGUGGGGCAACACGAAAGACGUAGACCACAUCACAGAGAGUGCAGCCAUUGUUGCAAAGCUGGUGAGGUUUGCAGAGCAAGGACAGGCACUCAAGGAGAUGUUUGGGCUGAGUUUCACACCUCCAAGCACAACAAGAACGAACUCCCUGGGCUGGACUUACAGCAAGUCUUCUCUUUUGUAGUAGCGGAUCAUGAGUAGAGUAUUACAGGUCGAGUGUGAUUUGGGUUUUCCCCCAUUUUUUGAUUUUUGUAUGGUGUGAUGGGUGAUGUUUGAAACAAGAGUGCAGAUUGAAGAGUGUAAAUUACUAAAUUCUAAUGUGUAGUAGUUUGAUUGACUAUAGAGUAGAUUUUCUGGUGGGGAAUGAAUGUAUUGGCUUCUGAUUUACAGUACAAGAAUCCUUAACUUUUGAGACUUGAGAUUCUGCAGUCUGCGAAAGCUGGUUGUUUCAUGGGGACUGUAACUACAGAAUUUUUAGAUACUGAGGUGAAACCAUUAUCAAAAGCUGUUACUUCUUUCGCAAACUAAAAAUGAAUACAAGAGUAGUUCGGUUAUCCAUGUGACACGAACUAUUGAGUCUAGAGUACACAGUACCAGGAUCCUUUGAAUACAAAAACCAGACGAAGAGUAAUGCUGAUUGAGAGACAUUAAGCUUAGAAGACAACUGUGUCAAGCAUGGUGCCGAGAGUCUGGAUGAUGUUGGACGACAUCAGAUUAGAAACGUGUUCUUCAAGGUGCUUUUUGGCAUCUUGUCGUCCCACAUUUGCAAUAGCAAGCUUCUCAGGUGGAAGCUCGUCUUCUUCUUGCACUGCCUUGUUAUACUUGACUGCUAAGUUCAACAUCUCCUGCAAUCCAAACCAUGCCAAACAACAAGGAGAUACAGAGUUCAUCAGCAUUAACAUUUGGGAUCGCACUAGAAACACAUGCAUAACUCGAAAUGAUCUAAUUACAAUUCAACAAAGAACAAAGCAAACU